AUGCAUUUCCAGCUUCCCUCAUAUAUCGCCUUCAUUGCGACAGUCAUCACCUUCACACCGUACGCCUCCGCAAUCAGGCUCAUCGAGUCGAGAUCCCUCAACCCGUGCCAGGAUAAUUCCAACUUCACUGCUACCCUGUUCAAUGUCGUCUUCACACCAGAUAAUCGUACACUGGCCUUUGAUGUAGUUGGGUUGUCUUCUAUAGAGGGAUAUGUGACGGCAGAGUUGCAAGUCAUUGCCUAUGGCUUUACCGCGGUCUCGCAAACAUUGGACCCAUGCACCAUGGACCUCGGAGGUCUCUGCCCAAUGUCCACUGGCCAGAUUAACAUCGAGUCCAACAUCAUCAUUGGUGAAGAUGUCAUCAAUCAGAUUCCUGGAAUCACCUACGGCAUCCCCGACCUUGACGGCUUAGUCCGCAUCUACAUUAACGACACGGAUUCAGCAACCUCCAUCGCUUGUGUCGAAGCGCAGCUUUCGAAUGGCAAGACAGUCAACCAGAAAGCGGUGGGUUGGACUACUGCCGUCAUUGCUGGUCUUGGAUUGGUCGCCUCUGGAGUAACGUCGGGAAUGGGCCAUUCCAAUACUGCUGCUCAUGUUGCCGCCAAUGCUCUUUCGCUAUUCGGUUUCUUUCAGGCACAAGCAAUCAUAGGCAUGACUGGUGUCAAACUACCUCCUAUAGUCCAGUCAUGGACCCAAAACUUUCAGUGGAGUAUGGGUGUCAUUCGUGUGGGGUUUCUGCAAGACAUAUGCACAUGGUAUCAACGAUCGACUGGCGGUACACCCACUACACUUCUGUCAACUUUGGCGACAACAUCAGUCCAGGUUCACAAGAGAUCUCUCGACGCCAUGACCAACAUGUAUUCAAUGGCGCGCGAUCAAAUCUUGCAUAAGAGAACGAACGGUGAUUCUAGCGUUGCUGAGAACACCAAACUAAUCAUAGUACGAGGCAUCGAAAGAGUUGGUUUCCAAGCCGGUAUCGAGCAAACCAACAUAUUCCUCACGGGCACAAUAUUCUUCGUCGUCUUUUGCUUCUUUAUUGGCAUUCUCAUCGCUCUUUUCAAGGCCUUCUGUGAGCUGGCUGUCAAAAACGGAUGGAUGAAAGUGGACAAAUUUCAGGAUUUCCGAAAUGGCUGGAAGCUUGUGCUCAAAGGGAUUCUGUUCAGAUUGGUCCUCAUUGGCUUUCCUCAGAUGUGUGUUCUUUGUCUUUGGGAACUCACACAACGUGACUCUGCUGCCGAAGUCAUUCUUGCAAUCGUUAUCUUCAUCUCCAUGACAGCAACAUUGUGCUGGGCUGCGCUCAAAGUCAUCCGUCUUGCCAAGCGUUCUGUAGACAUGCACAAGAAUCCUGGCUAUAUGUUGUACUCGGAUCCGAAAUGUCUGAAUCGAUGGGGCUUCCUCUAUGUUCAGUACCGAGCCACCGCUUAUUAUUUCAUCAUUCCGCUUCUAGCCUACAUACUACUCAAGGCUAUAUUCAUCGCAUUUGCCCAGAAUGCACCAGUCGUUCAGGCUAUUGCGCUGUUCAUCAUCGAAGCCAUGUUCCUUAUCGGAGUCAGCGUGUUGCGACCGUGGAUGGACAAAAAGACCAACGUCUUCAACAUCUUUAUUGCAGCGAUCAACUUUCUCAAUGUUAUCUUACUGCUGUUCUUCACACAGGUAUUUGGUCAGCCAGGGAUUGUCACGGGAGUGAUGGGAGUGAUCUUCUUCAUCCUCAACGCAGUUUUCGCUCUGGUCCUCCUGAUUCUCGUCUUGAUUGCAUCCGUAUAUGCUAUCGCGAGUAAGAAUCCUGAUACUCGCUAUCAGCCCAUGAGAGAUGAUCGUGGCUCAUUCAUCAAGUCAAACCCACAAUUGACGACAGAGCUGGAUGCUCUGGGCGCCACUGCUCGAGGGGAUCUUAAGCUGCCGUACGGCAAGACAAGGCUGGAUGACGACGAAGAAUCCUUCUCCUCUGGUUCCCUAGCCCGACAACAGACAGAUGCUUCCAAUCUACCAUUGCCGCCGCCUACCGCUAACUCGACUUAUCAGCGAGGUGGAAGUGAGAGACACUCUCCUGUGGACAACCAGGCUAUGUUCCCAGUUGACAACACUGGUCGUCGAGGGCCACCGGGAGGCUCUGAGGACCGGGGAAUGUACAAUCAGGGUAAUAACAGCAGCGAAUAUAGCCAAGGCUACUCAAGGUCGCAAAAUCAGACUCCACAGCCUUCCAAUGGUGGUGGGCAUCCUAGAAAUGGUUCAUCCUAUCCUCACCCACCGCAUCAACCCCGACAGCAGAAUGAGUCGAGCUCUUGGCAAAGAGGUGCAGGGUAUGAACAUUAG
This is a messenger RNA of Endocarpon pusillum Z07020, 2313 nucleotides long. RefSeq lists its product as uncharacterized. The record is from RefSeq and is a predicted model, not a curated record. NCBI's taxonomy places the organism in Eukaryota, Fungi, Ascomycota, Eurotiomycetes, Verrucariales, Verrucariaceae. Gene Ontology annotation, biological process: transmembrane transport; fungal-type cell wall biogenesis. The coding region runs from base 1 to 2313 and encodes 770 amino acids. The transcript is spliced from 2 exons.